Molecule: messenger RNA, 4067 nt
Organism: Oncorhynchus masou masou (cherry salmon)
Lineage: Eukaryota; Metazoa; Chordata; Actinopteri; Salmoniformes; Salmonidae
Exons: 1
Coding region: 471-815 (114 amino acids)
Cellular component (GO): nucleosome
Molecular function (GO): DNA binding; structural constituent of chromatin; protein heterodimerization activity
Source: RefSeq, a predicted model, not a curated record
UCGCUGGUGCGGCUGCAACUUGACUACUCAACCCCCAAAGGCUCUUUUAAGAGCCAACCACCUAGCUCAGCAAAAGCGCAAAGUGUCCUUUCUGUGCCUGGCCAACUAUUGGGCGUGUUUGUUAGAUACACACACAUAUACACGGCACCGUAUCAUGAGACCUAAAUGAAGAAUAACAACUACUAGGCUAGAAUGAGAGGGCAAAAUAUUGCGCGUAAAGUGUAACGUUGCUCGCUGCCCUAACAAAAGACCCAAGCGCGCCUCGGCGAGGGAGGGGGUUGCAUUUUGGGGCGGCACGGAGAGGCCGAGCCUCCCGUCCAAUGGGCGGCGGAGGAGGCCUCCGCAACGGGCCAAUCGGGACGGUGCGGAGAUGGUGACCAAUCAGCAGACGCCGCUGCCGGCUUUAUAAACUUCACAUAGGCAUUUGGAGGCUAUACUCCGACUGUGAAAGAAGGAAGCUAGCUAGCGCCAUGGCCAGAACCAAGCAAACCGCUCGCAAAUCCACCGGUGGCAAAGCACCCAGGAAGCAGCUCGCCACCAAGGCUGCGCGCAAGAGCGCCCGGCCUUACCAGAAGUCCACUGAGCUGCUGAUCCGCAAACUGCCUUUCCAGCGCCUGGUGCGAGAAAUUGCCCAGGACUUUAAGACCGACCUGCGCUUCCAGAGUUCCGCAGUGAUGGCCCUGCAGGAGGCAAGCGAGGCUUACCUGGUCGGCCUGUUCGAGGACACCAACCUGUGCGCCAUCCACGCCAAGAGGGUGACCAUCAUGCCCAAGGACAUCCAGCUGGCCCGUCGUAUUCGCGGAGAGCGCGCAUAAACGAUGACCUGAUCUCCAAAAUCCCCCAAAGGCUCUUUUAAGAGCCACCUCCAUAUUUCAGUCAAAAAGGCACAAUUGUUCCAUUAGUACACGCCCCUUUCCCACCGUGUAUGUUGUAGACGAACACGUCGCGUUCCCUGCUCUCGAGUCCCUACAGACCGUGGUUCGAUUCCAGGCUGUAUCACCACCGGCCGUGAUUGUAAAUCAGAGUUGAUUCGUUUCAAUAACGCUCUCUUUCUUAUAUGUAAUUAGAUGUAUGCCUAGAGUAGAAGAGGGGAAAAUAGAGUAGCAGUAAUGAGUGAUAGUAAUGAUAUAGGGCAAAAAGUGGGCAAAAUUGUCACUAUGUAGCUAAGAACAACUGACUUUGAAAGUCCCAUGUUGCAGUGCCGCUGCUGAGAGGGGAAAAUUUUCCCGUGGAGCACGGAGGCCAUCUAGUGGUUAAACGCGGGUACUGGCACGUCAUAGUGGCUCCCUAUUGGUAUUUGAUCUUGAGGCCAGCGUUUCCCAAACUCGGUCCUCGGGUCCCCAAGUGGGGCACGUUGUGUUUUUUCGAAUCCAAUUGCUCUUGGAAUGUAACAUGCUAGAGUAUGUCUUUUCCUUUGUGAAAAUGUCCAUUCAAUAAUUUCUGGGCCAUGUGACAUUCCUCGAUGUGCCAAAAAAUCCCUGUUUUGAUCCGAUCAUUACAACGUUAGCUGCGUGCACCCCAUAAUUCAUGCGACUGACUAAGCUAUUGAAAGUAAAUUGAUAUAUCUCUGUCCAGCGCAAGUGAAAGGUGGUCGAAAAAAGUGGUACCAAGGUUUUGGUUGAAGGGACAGGAAAUGUGGUAGGCCACCAAAUUAGUUUGUGUGAGUGCAUAGGUAAGUUGUUUCGAUAUGGUGGAAUAAAUGGAGAAAUGAAAGGAAUCAAUUUAGUGGGAUGAAUUCAGUGUGCGAUUGAAUAUUCCAAUGACAUACCCAUUGUUAGUCCUUUCGACUAGAUCCGAGAUCCCUUCAUAGAAAAGGUAUCAGGACAGCAGGAAUCAAUAGAUGUAAUCAUCAAGGGCUUGCAAAAGAGCUGUUACGAAACAGGACACGAGCAGCCGUGAUGAUAGCCCUAUUAGUAGUUGACCAAUUACAGAAUAGCAAUCACCAAUGCAGGCAGGUACGUGGUGAUUGCUGCAUUGGCUUCGUAAAUAGGCUUCAUAAGGAACUAAAUGGCUCAGCACAUGACAUCUUCACAGUGCAUAAUAUUUGAUAGUACUGACUCCCGUUGAGUAGAGUCGUGUGUCUUUGGCGUGAUUUGAAGUCGACUUCUGAUGUGGGAUUUAGUUGAUUUUUACCAGAAUAUUUGCUGAUGAAUCGAAACCCCUUGACCAAAUGAUAAGACAAAGUAAAGGCCCUAAAUGCAGCAAUGACACGGCUAAAGUGUGUCAUUGCAGGACCAAAGAGCAGGAAUUGUCUGCUGUUGCAUCUUCACUCAUGAGACAGGUAAUAGCGGAGCUCCGUGGUGCUGAAAAGGACAGCGCCCCUGGCCAUUUGCCAAAGCCUAUUUCCCGUUGGAGGGAUUCUUGACAUGCUAUAGGCACAGUUCAGUACACCCCUCACCAACCGAUUCUCGGGGUGCAUUGGUGUAAAAUGUGAUCGUCGAGAUACAGUUGUAUAGGCUACACCAGUAGGGGAGCUUACAGAUAAAGAGUGCAUUAGGCUAGAGAGAAAAGUAGCAUUCCGUUGUUCAUAAAGUAGGUGAAUGUAACUUACCCUCUUUUGAUACUUGAGAAACAUACAUUCACAUGAUGUCCAAAUCUGCAAGAGACAAACCAGCAGAAAAUCAGCAGGUGAACAAAAGGGUUAAAUGAAUAUGAUUUAAGAGCAGUGAAAUGAAGUAAUAGUGACAUAGAUUGUAAGAAAUGAAAUCUACCAUGUGAACAUUACAUUGUGGCUUUAGAAGAGCAUGUAUUUGUAGAUGAAUGACAGAUUAGGUUUUGUGACAAAGUAACUGUAUAAUUUGAGAUACUCUCCAUGAGCAUGUGUUUGCCUAUUUGAUGAUCUGUUGUAAAUAUUGUUUGAUUUUGACCACAUACUUGUUGUGACAAUUGCAUCAGGUUGAGGGAGAAAUGCUCUGUGUGGCCAUUGUGAGUGGCACUUCUGAUCCAGCAGGUGGUGUUAAGAUCCCUCCCUAUGUGGCUUGAAUGAUGAGCCAGUGUUGGCAAAAUGACUUGUGGUCCAGCGGGUGGCGGUGAAAUGCCUCCCUAUCUAUAAUAUGUCUUGACCUAUUCCUUUGACAUUGUUCACUUGAUUGGAGAUGAUUCCGGUGUUCUUCGUGUCCUCUUCAUGAGCACUUCUGCACGUCUUCCUUCCUGUCUUGCCAUGUGGGUUCCACGGAGGUGUGUGUUUUUGUUAGAUAUCACUGGGCACAUUCCUAACGUGGAGGUCGUUUGCAUAGCUCAUGUCAUGUGGAUAUAUAAAGUAUUGUAUUGUAAGGUAUGUUAGUCUACGGACGGUCUGACAUUGAUCGUCAAUAUAUUGAUGUAUUCCAAUUCCAUUUGGGUGUAUUGUGUGGAAUGUUGGAACAUGGUUAUAUCUUACUUGUUAGACUUGACUGUGCUGUUGGAGCUGGUAACACAAGCAUUUCCCGACAUCUGCUAAACAGGGUUAUGUAUAUCUCUCUAGUCACCCCCAAAAGCAAAUCUUUCUUUGGCCGUCUCUCCUUCCAGUUGUCUGCUGCCAAUGACUGGAAGGAACUACAAAAAUCUCUGAAACUGGAAACACUUAUCUCCCUCACUAGCUUUAAGCAGCAACUGUCAGAGCAGCUCACAGAUUACUGCACCUGUACAUAGGCCACCUAUAAUUUAGGCCAAACAACUACCUCUUUCCCUACUGUAUUUAAAUAAUUAAUUUAUUUUGCUCCCUUGCACCCCAUUAUUUGUAUUUGUACUUUGCACAUUUCUUCCAUUGCAAAUGUACCAUUCCAGUGUUUUACUUGCUAUAUUGUAUUUACUUUGCCACCAUGGCCUUUUUUUUGCCUUUACCUCCCCUAUCUCACCUCAUUUGCUCACAUCGUAUAUAGACUUGUUUAUACUGUAUUAUUGACUGUAUGUUUGUUUUACUCCAUGUGUAAGUCUGUGUCGUCGUAUGUGUCGAACUGCUUUGCUUUAUCUUUGCCAGGUCGCAAUUGUAAAUGAGAACUUGUUCUCAACUUGCCUACCUGGUUAAAUAAAGGUGAAAUUAAAAAUGAAUAAAAAAUGUGCCUAUUUGAUUAGGACUUUUCCUCUAA